This is a messenger RNA of Penicillium brasilianum, 2217 nucleotides long. The record is from the annotation of a GenBank genome assembly. NCBI's taxonomy places the organism in Eukaryota, Fungi, Ascomycota, Eurotiomycetes, Eurotiales, Aspergillaceae.
AUGACGCCUCAGUACUGUGCCACUUGGUGCGGUCAACGGGGCUUUGAAUAUGGGGGUAUCGAGUUCGGAACGCAAUGCUUCUGUGGGAGGUUGCCCGACUUCAGCACAGCGAGCAAAACAAAUGACACAAGCUGCAACUCCAGAUGCUCAACUGAACCAUCUAGCUCAUGCGGAGGGACCUAUGUCAUGUCUUUGUACAAGAUCUCGAAUCCGCAAGGGAACCUCACGAACAACGGAUUCGUCCCAGCCUGCCAAACACAGCCACUUAGCAGUCACCCUAUCUGUGAUACUUCAUCGAGCAUCGCUGAGAGGGUACACUCCCUUGUCAAUUCCCUGACACUGGAGGAAAAGAUCCUGAACGUUGUCGAUGCUUCAGCCGGAUCAGUCCGCCUCGGAUUGCCACCCUACGAAUGGUGGAAUGAGGCAACACACGGUGUUGGCUCUGCGCCGGGGGUGCAAUUCACCUCCAAACCGGCAAAUUUUAGUUAUGCCACAAGCUUUCCCGCACCGAUACUGACAGCGGCUUCCUUUGAUGACGCUUUGAUUCGUGAAAUAGCCAAAAUUAUUGGCCGCGAAGGACGAGCGUUUGCCAACAAUGGGUUUUCGGGAUUCGACUUCUGGGCUCCUAACAUAAAUGGAUUCAGAGAUCCCCGCUGGGGAAGAGGUCAAGAGACGCCUGGCGAGGAUUCUUUUGUCGCGCAGAGUUAUGUUCGAAAUUUUAUACCAGGACUUCAGGGUGACGACCCCAAGGACAAGCAAGUCAUUGCAACAUGCAAGCAUUUCGCGGUCUAUGACUUGGAGACGGGCAGAUAUGGCAAUAAUUACAAUCCUACUCAACAGGAUCUGAGUGACUACUUCCUGGCUCCAUUCAAGACUUGCGUACGUGACACGGAUGUGGGAAGCGUCAUGUGUUCCUACAACGCAGUCUCCGGCAUCCCAGCAUGUGCGAAUGAAUACCUCCUUGACGAUGUGCUCAGGAAGCACUGGAACUUCUCGGCAGACUAUCACUACAUUGUGUCUGACUGUGGUGCAGUCACAGACAUCUGGCAAUACCACAACUUCACUGAGACUGAAGAAGGGGCGGCAUCCGUUGCUCUCAAUGCCGGGGUGGAUCUGGAGUGCGGUUCCUCAUAUCUGAAGCUCAACGAAUCGCUUGCAGCAAAUCAGACAUCAGUCAAAAUCUUAGACCAGUCAUUGACCAGGCUAUAUUCGGCAUUGUUUACGGUCGGCUUUUUUGAUGGUGGAAAGUACAGCGACCUCGAUUUCUCGGACGUUUCUACCCCUGCCGCACAGGCUCUCGCAUAUGAGGCUGCCGUCGAAGGUAUGACGCUUCUGAAAAAUGACAAUCUCCUUCCUCUGGGCUCUUCGCACAAAUACAAAAGCGUUGCUGUGAUCGGACCAUUCGGAAAUGCUACGACUCAGAUGCAAGGCGACUACUCCGGCAAUGCGCCCUUUAUAAUUAGCCCAUUGGAAGCAUUUGAGAGCUACCACGGAUGGAAAGUGAAUUACGCUUUGGGUACAGAAAUCAAUAACCAGAAUACGACUGGAUUUGGAUUGGCCCUUGAAGCCGCAAAAAAGUCCGAUUUGAUAAUCUAUCUUGGUGGUAUCGACAAUUCCAUGGAGUCCGAAACACUUGAUCGAACUUCGCUUACUUGGCCACAAAACCAACUUGAUCUCAUCACAAACUUGUCCAAGCUCUCGAAACCGAUGAUUGUUGUCCAAUUUGGUGGCGGCCAGGUCGAUGACAGCCUCCUCCUGAAGAACAAAGGUAUCCAAGCCCUGGUUUGGACGGGAUAUCCUAGUCAAAGCGGUGGCUCUGCUCUUCUUGAUGUCCUUCUUGGUAGAAGGUCAAUUGCUGGUAGACUACCAGUUACUCAGUAUUCCGCCAGCUAUGCCGACCAAGUCAGUAUCUUUGACAUCAACCUUCGCCCUGAUGGUUCGUAUCCUGGGCGAACAUACAAAUGGUACACAGGAAAACCUGUGAUCCCAUUCGGCUACGGCCUUCAUUACACCAAGUUUGAAUUUCAUUGGCGAGAGACUUUGGACCACGAGUACAAUAUUCAGCAACUUGUUGCCUCGUGCCAAAGAAGUUCUGGCGGUCCUAUUAAUGACAACACACCUUUUACCACCGUCAAGUCAGAAUGCAGGCCCGACUCCACGACCCAACAAGUCCUUGGUGUCUUACUCGCGCCUCCACAGUAUAAGAAGCGGAAGUGA